AAGCGAUUCUUGCCGCGUGCAUGGAAACCCAUCUGGACUGAGGGGGAAAAAAACUUGUGCUGCGCGCGCGGGCUUUGUGGAUUUACGUGCUCAGAUCUUUUGAAGGAAAAAAAUUACUGACUGAAACAAUUCCGAACUCGCCCGCGACAUGGAGCCCACUGUGGAAUACCCCGACAGCUAUGACUACUAUGAUGACAACGAGACGGCGUGCGACUUCUCCGAGUGGGAGCCGUCCUACUCGCUCAUCCCGGUGCUGUACAUGCUCAUAUUCAUCCUCGGGCUCUCGGGCAACGGCUUGGUGAUCUUCACCGUGUGGCGAGCCAAAGCUAAGCGUCGCGCGGCCGACGUGUACAUCUGCAACUUGGCUCUCGCGGACCUGACGUUCGUGAUCACGCUCCCGCUGUGGGCAGUUUACACGGCGCUGGGCUACCACUGGCCGUUCGGCGUGGCCCUGUGCAAGAUCAGCAGCUACGUGGUGCUGGUCAACAUGUACGCCAGCGUGUUCUGCCUGACCUGCCUGAGCUUUGACGUUACCUCCGCGGUCGUGCACUCGCUGUCCAGCGGGCACCUGCGCUCUCGGGACACCAUCGUGGCGUCGCUGGGCGGCAUCUGGCUGCUGUCUGGCAUGCUGGCACUGCCCACGUUGCUGUUCCGUACCACGCUGGACGACGAAGCGAGCAACCGGACCACCUGCGCCAUGGACUUCAGCCUGGUGGCGCCCAACCAGCGGCACGAGUCCCUGUGGAUCGCCGGGCUCAGCCUGUCGUCCUCCGCGCUGGGCUUCCUGCUGCCCUUCCUGGCCAUGACGGUGUUCUACGUCUUCAUCGGCUGCACGGUGACGCGGCACUUCAGCCAGCUGCGCAAGGAGGACCAGAAGAAGCGGCGCCUGCUCAAGAUCAUCACCACGCUGGUCGUGGUGUUCGCGCUCUGCUGGACGCCCUUCCACGUGCUGAAGAGCAUGGACGCUCUGUCCUACCUGGACCUGGCCCCAACGUCCUGCUCCUUCCUCCACUUCCUGCUGCUGGCGCACCCCUACGCCACCUGCCUGGCCUACGUCAACAGCUGCCUCAACCCCUUCCUCUACGCCUUCUUCGACCUGCGCUUCCGCUCCCAGUGCCUCUGCCUGCUCAGCCUCAAGAAGGCCGUGCACGGACACAUGAGCUCCGUCAGCUCCACCCUCAGCGCACAGACACAGAAGCUGGUGCAGUGGCUGCAUGCAAAGGUGUGA
Messenger RNA from Alosa alosa (allis shad), 1228 nucleotides. Its product is annotated as apelin receptor A-like. Gene Ontology annotation, biological process: G protein-coupled receptor signaling pathway; immune response. Gene Ontology annotation, molecular function: G protein-coupled receptor activity. The record is from RefSeq and is a predicted model, not a curated record. NCBI's taxonomy places the organism in Eukaryota, Metazoa, Chordata, Actinopteri, Clupeiformes, Clupeidae. Gene Ontology annotation, cellular component: membrane.